This is a messenger RNA of Colletotrichum phormii, 934 nucleotides long. RefSeq lists its product as uncharacterized. The transcript has 2 exons. The coding region runs from base 107 to 571 and encodes 154 amino acids. The record is from RefSeq and is a predicted model, not a curated record. Lineage: Eukaryota; Fungi; Ascomycota; Sordariomycetes; Glomerellales; Glomerellaceae.
CUACCAGCCAAGCUAUGAUGUUCCCUGUAUCAGGGACGGCAUUUGGAGAAUCGGCUGCGGACUCGAUAAUGUGCACUGUCCAUGUGACCCAGACAAACAGGAGGCCAUGGCAUUGGUUCUGAUAUCAUGUCUGGUUGCACGCACACCAGCAGAUAUUUCAAGAGCUCGAGAUACUGCAUCAUCAGCCUGUGCUCAUGUAUCCAAGAGAAGACUUUCAACCACAGGACCCUUAUCCGUUUCCAGCACCCCAAGAACCGUUGAAGUUGCAGUCGAGCAGUCUGUAUCGGCAAGAGAUGCUGCUGUUGGCCAACAAGACCAACUUGGAGAAACCGUAUCAACAAAGGGUGGUAUUUCGACUGGGGCCAUAACAGGUACUGCUGUUGCAGUUGUGGCGGCCGUUCUCCUGGUACUAGCCUUGGUGUACUUGGGACGUAAGAAGAGGAGGACUAUCUUCGAAGAGGCUGGAUACGGCGGUGAGACUGCAACCGAGUUGACCGGGAAGCGCAGCCUAGGGCAUGGAACAAGGACAGAAAGGACUAUCUCUUGGGAAGCACCAUCGUCGGCUCACUAGCUCAAGAACGUUGAGUCUGGAUCGCUUAAGAAGACUAUUAAGGGGCAGGGAGCCGACUUUCACUUAGUCUAUCGAUGGACUGCCUGCUUCCAGGACUCAAUCGCUGGGCAGUGGCAUAUUAAUUUGGGUGGUUGGCGAGGGAAUGAGGCAGAACUGUCGUGUGUAUCGUACAACAGGUCUGAGAACAAGACGGACAAUCGAGUAGUGUUCAACAAAGAUAAGUUGCAUGAAGAGCUACACGUAACAUUGCCCAUGAGCGCCCUGCCUUGAAGAGAUCGAAGCAAUCUUAGCUGACCGUCGUCACCUGCAAAUACACCCCAAACAACUGGUAUCGAGCUAUGCGUUCCCAAAACGAAGUAGCCC